Messenger RNA from Caenorhabditis sp. 36 PRJEB53466, 2549 nucleotides. NCBI's taxonomy places the organism in Eukaryota, Metazoa, Nematoda, Chromadorea, Rhabditida, Rhabditidae. The record is from the annotation of a GenBank genome assembly.
AUGGACGCCGCACAAAUCAACGAUGAAGUGGUCAGCAAAAAAGAAAUUUGCAGAUUGCUCUCCAAUCGAAUAUUUUGCAGGUGUCGAGCGGAUCGGCGCAAGCAAUGGCGGCGCACGGGCGCUCAAUGUCGCCGAGUCCGUCGAUGAGCCACGGAGAUCCGCUCCUUCCGGUCGCCGAAAAUUGGUGCCAUACACAGGUAUUUUUCUCGAUUUUUCUAAUUGUGCUCCCAAAAUUCGACUCGAAAUCUUUUGCACGGCGGCGCGGAAGCGCACCGAAACGUGUUUUCUAAAAUCUUCCGCAAUUUCAGCACUUUUCCGCUAGUUCUGAGCCGAACAUCCAAGAAAGAAAACAUUCAAAGACAUUUUUGAGCGUUCGAACAGAAAAAAUGAUCGAGAACGGACUGAAAUUCGCAACUAAAAAAUUUGAUGUUUUUUAAGGUGAAAGUGGUAAAAUUCAACUACAUGUGGACGAUCAACAACUUUUCGUUUUGUCGCGAAGAAAUGGGCGAAGUGCUGAAAUCGUCGACAUUUUCAGCCGGAUCCAACGAUAAAUUGAAGUGGUGUUUACGGAUAAAUCCAAAGGUUUGUUCUCUUUUUUUUGUUGUUGUGAAAACGCGAUUCGACAAUUCUUUAAUCCUUGCAGGGUCUCGACGAAGAAUCGCGUGAUUAUCUGUCUCUGUACCUCCUUCUCGUCCAGUGCAACAAGUCGGAAGUGCGCGCGAAAUUCAAAUUUUCGAUAUUGAACGCGAAACGCGAGGAGACCAAGGCAAUGGGUUCGUUUUUCGCCCCCGCAAGAAGCCAUCACUUCAAAUCACUCGGAAAAGUGGUCUAAAACGCUGCAAAAGUUACAGAAUCCCAGCGAGCGUACCGAUUUGUGCAGGGCAAAGAUUGGGGCUUCAAAAAGUUCAUAAGACGCGAUUUUUUGCUGGAUGAGGCGAAUGGACUGCUGCCCGAGGAUCGAUUGAGCAUAUUUUGUGAGGUAAAAUCGUUUUUCCCGUUUCAAAUGUGAAUUUCCAGCAAUGGCCUAGAAAAACACGAGGUGGCCUAGAAAACUCUGCUUCCCGAAAAACUCGGCCACCACUGUCUGUGUUCAGUUUCUGGCGUUUUUUUUCGGGUUUUUCGAGCUAAAAGUGCCGAAAUUUCACGGUUUUUAGCUUUAGAAUGGUGAAAAUAGAAACAUUGCUCGCAAAAACUCAACGAUCACCCAUAAAAUUGACGAAACACGGAUCUUUUCGCAAUUUUUCAUUUAGGUAUCAGUUGUGGCCGAAACGGUGAACGUGACGGGUCAGACAAACGUGAAUCAGCUGUUCAAAGUGCCGCAGUGUCGACUCGCCGACGACUAUGCGAAUUUGUUCGACAAAAAGCAAUUUUCCGAUUUUACCAUCUUUUGCAAGUCCGACUCGGGAAUGCCGUCGCAGACGUUUCAUGUAAGUCAGAAAAAUGUUUGAAUUUGUGCAAAAUAACAAAUUCAAUUAUUCAGGUGCACAAAUCGAUAUUAUCGGCUCGAUCACAAGUAUUCGCGGCCAUGUUCGAGCAUCACAUGCAAGAAUCCGACACGAAUAUGACGACAGUUGAUGACGUCGAGCCGGAGGUCAGUUUUGAGGGCUUCUGGAAUUUUUUCUCAAAACCAAUUUGUUGCAGGUAAUGCGCGAGCUGCUAUUGUACAUUUAUACGGGCCAAACGAAGCUGAUCAACGAAAUGUCGCAACUUUUGAUAGCGGCCGCCGACAAAUAUCAGUUGGAUCGGUUAAAGGUAAGACAGAUUACGGUAGAUUACUGUAGCAUUGCAUUUUUUCUGGAGUGUCUGAUUAUUUUUCAAUGUUCUCCCCCCAGAUGCCUCAUUAAAAAAUUUCCAGGUAUUGUGUGAGCAACAAAUGUGCUAUUCGCUGAAUACGGACAACGCGUGCGUGACAUUAAUGCUCGCGGACAUGCAUUCGGCCAAUCAGUUGCGCGCUCACGCAAUCAAUUUUAUUAAUGUGAAUGCCACUGAUGUGAGUUCAAGCAACAAUUUGUUCCAAGUUUUCGUUUAUGUAAAACUCAGGGCUGGGCUUUUUGAGGCCUGGACUUUUGACAUACUUGCUAUGAUCCGAUCGGGUCCAAACUUCGCAGGCUUCUUGGACAUGGAUUGAAGUAUGUUGAGUCCAAGUUUCAGACCGAUCGGAUCAUUCGGUCCCGAGAUAUGUGGAUCAGAGACUGUUUGCGAAAAUUGCGGACUUCUCGGCUUCCGAUCCACAUAUCGCGAAACCAGAUGGUCCGAUCGAUCUGAAACGUGGACCCAAGAUACUCCGAUCCAAGUUCAAUAAGCCUGCAAAGUUUGGGCUCGAUGGGGUCAUUGCAAGUGGGUCGAAAGCUCGACAGGCCGUCAAAAAAGUGUUUCUCCCAACAAUUUCUUUUAUUUUUCAGGUGAUGGCGUCGGAAGGCUGGGAAGACCUGGUCCGUGAGCAUCCGAAGCUUCUGGAAGAAGUGUUCCGCGCGCUCGCCACCCAACAAACCCCGCCGAUCGUCCUACAACCACCCAAAAAACGGGCAAAGCAUAAUAUUCCCUAUUGA